Aspergillus homomorphus CBS 101889 is the source of this 225-nucleotide messenger RNA. RefSeq lists its product as uncharacterized. Bases 1 to 225 code for a protein of 74 amino acids. NCBI's taxonomy places the organism in Eukaryota, Fungi, Ascomycota, Eurotiomycetes, Eurotiales, Aspergillaceae. The record is from RefSeq and is a predicted model, not a curated record. The transcript has 4 exons.
AUGCCUGAUCGUCAGAGAAUCUAUUACACCUUCGACUCUGCCGAGAGUUAUAUGCACCUUCAGGACCAAGUGGUGAAGAUAAUCCAGGAAGAUACAGGGAAGGAGUUCUGGAUUUGCAAUCGAGCGCUGCCUCCUAGCUGCUACCCCCCCCCUUUAACCACCGAUACAAUCGACAAGCUGAAGGAGCUAGAUGGCGUAAAAGUCGGUAACCUUGACGAGGAUUGA